AUGCAGCCGCAGCCAAAUGGGAGGAGUGAUGAGACCUCGCGGCGGGACUCGACUCUGGCGGCGCUCUUUCUGCUCUCAGCGCUGAAGGGUGCGGUCCCUUGGCGCCAGAAGGGAGUGGUUUCCCCGAGGCUCUGGGCGGGGGGGGUGGCACGGUGA
This is a messenger RNA of Effrenium voratum, 156 nucleotides long. NCBI's taxonomy places the organism in Eukaryota, Dinophyceae, Suessiales, Symbiodiniaceae. The record is from the annotation of a GenBank genome assembly.